AUGCCAUCAACACAUAAUCGUGAUAAACCUUGGGAUACUCCAGAUAUAGAUAAAUGGGCUUUGGAAGAGUUCAAACCUGAACAUAAUGCUUCUGGUCUACAUUUUACAGAAGAAUCAUCAUUCAUGACAUUAUUUCCAAAAUAUAGAGAACAAUAUCUUAGAAGCAUAUGGAGUGAUGUAACGAAAGCUUUAGAUAAACAUCAUAUUAAAUGUGAAUUGGAUUUAGUCGAAGGUUCCAUGACUGUUAAAACUACCACAAAGACAUUUGAUCCUGCUAUAAUUAUAAAAGCAAGAGAUUUAAUCAAAUUAUUAGCAAGGUCAGUUCCAUUCCCACAAGCUGUCAAAAUUUUACAAGAUGAUAUAGCUUGUGAUGUGAUUAAAAUUGGAAAUUUCGUAACAAACAAAGAUAGAUUUAUAAAAAGAAGACAAAGAUUAGUUGGACCAAAUGGUAAUACUUUAAAAGCAUUAGAAUUAUUGACAAAUUGUUAUAUUUUAGUUCAAGGUAAUACAGUGAGUGCAAUGGGACCAUUCAAAGGUUUAAAAGAAGUAAGAAGAGUAGUUGAAGAUUGUAUGAAAAAUAUUCAUCCUAUAUAUUAUAUAAAAGAAUUAAUGAUAAAACAAGAAUUAAGUAAAAAUCCAGAAUUAGCAAAUGAAGAUUGGUCAAGAUUUUUACCAAGUUUUAAAAAGAGAAAUGUUGCAAGAAAGAAGAAAUCAACUAAAAAAAUUGAAAAGAAAAUUUAUACUCCAUUUCCACCUGCUCAACAACCUCGUAAAGUUGAUUUACAAAUUGAAAGUGGUGAAUAUUUCCUUGGUAAAAGAGAACGUGAAUUAAAAAAGAAACAAGAAAAGAGAGCAUUACAAGAAGAAAAUAGUGAAUUAAGAAGGAAGGAAAGAGCAAAAGAUUUCAUCGCUCCCGAGGAGUAA
Messenger RNA from Lodderomyces pseudojiufengensis, 924 nucleotides. RefSeq names its product ribosome biosynthesis protein (gene KRR1). Gene Ontology annotation, molecular function: RNA binding. The transcript has a single exon. Lineage: Eukaryota; Fungi; Ascomycota; Pichiomycetes; Serinales; Debaryomycetaceae. Gene Ontology annotation, cellular component: small-subunit processome; nucleolus. The coding region runs from base 1 to 924 and encodes 307 amino acids. The record is from RefSeq and is a predicted model, not a curated record.